AUGCUUCCUGUACUUCUUGGGCUCCUAGCGGGGUUCCUCUCCGCGUGCCCCGAGGGCGAAAUCGAGGUCGACGGGGAGUGCUACCCGGAGGCGUGCGUCUUCGACGGAACAGUCUGCGCGGGCCACGGGGUCUGCAUGGUGAACUAUUGCUAUUGUGACGACGGCUACAGACUGUCGAACGCCGGGUGCACGCCUGCGGAGUGUACGGAUAGCAUGGGGCUUGUCUGCGGCGAUCACGGUGUCUGCAAGAGGGGCCCGGAUGGCUUUUCCUGCGCUUGCGACGAGGGCUACACAAGCGUCUCCCCGACGUGUGCUCCCGACGAGUGCGUGCACGACGGAAAGAUAUGCGGUGGAGCUGGAGUGUGUGUUGCUGAGGAUGGCACGCCUGCUUGCGUCUGUGAUCCCUUCUACGCUGGGACCUUCUGCGAGGAGUGCGCACCCGAUGCGGUCCUUUUCGAAGACCACUGCGUCGACCAGCGUUGCCUCAGCGAGAACCACGAGGGCGACACUGUAGAGUGCGGGGGCUUCGGAGUCUGCUUCCUCUACCCCAUCGGGAUCAUUUCCUGCAUCUGCUACCCGAGCACUGUCCUCGACAACUACAAGUGUGUUCCGUUCACGUGUGCGUCCCAGCCGGAGGACAGGAUCGUGGCCUGCAGCGAUCGCGGGAUCUGCGAGCCAGACAGAACAUGCCGCUGCGACGAGGGCUUUGAGGGCGACGUCUGCCAGUACAAGAUUAUCGACUGCCCUGCGGGUACGCGCUACUUUGAGGGUCAGUGUGUGACCGAUGGGUGCAUCUCCCCCGACGGACACGUCUGCGGUGACCACGGGGUUUGCGCAAACAACGCGUGCACCUGCAACGAGGGGUACGAGCUCAUCGAUAAGAACGUCUGCAUGCCAUCCAACUGCAUCGUCGACGGAGAGGUGUGCCCGUACGGGACAUGUGAGCGCGAAGGCAUGUCCUGGACGUGUGUAUGCCGCGCAGAGUAUGUGCCCUACAAUGGCAAGUGCUACCCCAAUUCCUGUGUCACUGACAUCCUUCCAAAUGGAGAUCCCAAGCUCUGCUCUGGAGUGGGCCAAUGCGACAUGGAGGCUCGCCGCUGCAUCUGCCUUUCAAGUCACACUGGGACAUACUGCCAGAAGUGCAGCGAUGAGGCGCUCCUACUUAAUGGAAGAUGUGUUGCGCUUGCGUGUGUAAGCCACGACCUUGAUGGUAAUCCUCUUGAGUGUGAUGGGCGUGGACGGUGUAUAGCAUCUAUGCUAGUCGACUAUCCUCAGGAAUAUACCUUUGUCUGCAGUUGCGACCCUGGCUAUCUUGCUCUCGAUACAGGUACAUGUUCCCAUGUCAAGUGCCUAAAUCGCGAUCUUUCCUUCAAGCCCAUCUGUAGUGGCGUUGGCUUCUGUCUCGGACCCGAGGGUUGUGCAUGUCCCGAGGGCUACAGUGGUACGCGCUGUGAAAACCGGGAAUGCCCUGAAGGCGAGACGGCAGUUCUGGCCUGGGGCUGCGUCCCGGAUGCGUGCGUUACUGAAUAUGCAGACGGUGUCCGGCGCGUUUGUGCCGGGUUCGGGCACUGCAUAACAGAGGACGGGGUCGCUCGGUGCCGCUGCAACAGAGAGGCAGAACUCAUUGACGGUGUUUGCACAACCCCAGCGUGCAUUGGGACCGAUGGAAUUGUAUGCAAGGGAAGAGGGAUCUGUCGCGACGGAGCCUGUUUCUAUAGCGAUUGA
This is a messenger RNA of Giardia duodenalis, 1725 nucleotides long. RefSeq names its product Tenascin-like protein. The transcript has a single exon. The record is from RefSeq and is a predicted model, not a curated record. Bases 1 to 1725 code for a protein of 574 amino acids. Gene Ontology annotation, molecular function: calcium ion binding. Lineage: Eukaryota; Fornicata; Diplomonadida; Hexamitidae.